Arabidopsis thaliana (thale cress) is the source of this 502-nucleotide messenger RNA. RefSeq lists its product as uncharacterized. The record is from RefSeq and is marked reviewed. NCBI's taxonomy places the organism in Eukaryota, Viridiplantae, Streptophyta, Magnoliopsida, Brassicales, Brassicaceae. The transcript has 4 exons. The coding region runs from base 15 to 311 and encodes 98 amino acids.
UUAAUUCUUGGAUCAUGCAGAAUCUGAGACCCUUCGUUGCCAAGUGUUACCGUGGAGGGAGAUCGAUUGGAAAUCGCCAAUCUCGCGGUUUCUCUUCAUCAUCAUCACCUACCAAAAAUGAGCCAUCGAUAUGGAUCAAGGAAGUACAUAGCAUGGAAUUUUGGCAUCUGUAUGUAGAGAAAAAGAUAUCCAUAUAUAUUCCAGCUAGGACAAAAGGCUCGAUACAUGAGGGAGGCACUAGAUCUUGGAGCCGAGUUGGCAGAUCUUGCAGCCGCAACAAGGGAAAAAGUGGCAAUUUCAGUCGAUCUUAAUCUUUUCAAACCUAGUAAAGCUCUAGCGGUGUAUUAUGAUGAUCUAGCUGAUCUAGUUGUUGUGUAGUACGUAGCCUGCCUUUGGUUGUGUUCAAAUUUGUGGAUAAUCAUGGUAGGUAGAAUAAAUAUUAGCUCGUUCUCGCGUUUCUUCAGAUUAAUUAUGAUUUGAGGUCUCUGAAAUAUCUAAAAAC